UCGUCAGAUGUGACUCGGACCCCAUAAUAUUUUUCUGGCAGUCGCCUUUUACGCACAGCCGCGGAGUGACUCUGCUGUCUGCCGUCUCCGCCUGAACCAGAGCCUUUUACGCACAGAUCCUCCUGCCGUGAACUCGCCCACUCCUCCAUACCUGUGCUCCUCCCUGACUGACUCUUCUUUAGCUGACAAAUAAGGAGGACAGGACAUGUCUGGGAUGUGGAGGGGACUCACCGGACUGUGCGCAUGUUGGUGUCUGCUGAUGCUGAUUCAUUUUCCACCUCAAACAGAUGCGGCCUACGCGUGCAGCUCCAUUCAGUUUAAGUGUGGAAAUGGGAGGUGCAUCACCCUGAAGUGGAUUUGUGAUGAAAAUGACGAUUGUGGUGAUGGAACUGAUGAACUGCCUGCAACCUGCGCAACCAAAACCUGUCUGCAGUCAGAGUACAACUGCGGCGCUCCCUUAAACCAGUGUAUACCAGAAGGCUGGCACUGUGACGGCAAAGCUGACUGUGACAACGGGGCUGACGAGACAAACUGCACGGCCAAACAAUGCAAGGCUGACGAGUUUCAAUGUGCCAAUGGCCAGUGUAUAUCCACCUCCUUCGUUUGCGAUAAGGACGACGACUGUUCAGACGGCUCAGAUGAGGCUUCCUGCCCCAAACCCACCUGCAGCUCUAGUUCCUUCCAAUGCAACAACUUGGUGUGUUUGCCGGCCCUGUGGCGCUGCGAUGGCGACAAGGACUGUGCUGACGGGUCUGACGAGUGGCCAGAGAACUGUGUGGGACGGCAGCCGAAGAAGACAGCGAUGCGCUGCGGCGUCCACGAGUUCCAGUGUGCAAAUGGGGACUGUAUUCACAGCAGCUGGAGGUGUGACGGAGGCGUGGACUGCCAGGAUCGAUCGGACGAGGUCAACUGCAGUCGUCCCACUUGUCGUCCGGAUGAGUUCCAGUGUAAUGACGGUGCUUGUAUCCAUGGCAGCCGCCAGUGUGACAGAAAGCCCGACUGCAGGGACCUCAGUGAUGAGAUGGGCUGCCACAGAGAUAAUGUAUGUGAAGGACCCGCCAGGUUCAAGUGUCGCAGCGGGGAGUGUAUCAGCAUGGACAAAGUGUGCAACAAACAGAGAGACUGCAGGGACUGGUCGGAUGAACCUCUCAAAGAGUGUGACAACAACGAGUGUUUGACGGGAAACGGCGGCUGCUCCCAUCACUGCAGCGAUCUGAAGGUUGGCUACAACUGCUCCUGCCCUGCUGGAUACAGCCUGAAGAUGGACAAGAAAACCUGUGAAGAUGUCGAUGAAUGUGCUGAACCGGACACUUGCAGUCAGAUCUGCAUCAACCUGCCUGGCAGCUACAAGUGUGAUUGUGAGGAGGGCUACAAAAUCGACCCUGUGAGCAAGACAUGCAAGGCUGAAUCAGGCACGGUGCCCACCCUCUACUUCACCAAUAAACAUGAGGUGAGGAAGAUGACGGUGGACCGCAGCGAGUACGUCCGUCUGAUCCCCCAGCUGAAGAACGUGGUGGCUCUGGACAUGGACAUGCCUAACAAGAUGAUCUUCUGGUCUGACCUGUUUCUGAAGAAAAUCUACAGCUCCAAGAUAGACAUGGCCGGUAACUCCUCUCACCACACUGUAGUAAUCGAGAGUGGGAUUGAGGCCCCAGAGGGCAUUGCGGUGGAUUGGAUCCAUGGCAACAUCUACUGGACUGACAGCGUUUUGAAGACCAUCACUGUGGCAACGACAGACGGCAGCAAGAGGAAGACCCUGAUCACAGAAAACCUGGAGAAGCCAAGAGCCAUCACAGUUGACCCUGUAAAAAACUUUAUGUACUGGACAGACUGGGGUGAGGAGGCCAAGAUAGAGAAGAGUGGGUUGAACGGAGCCGAUCGCGUUGCCUUGGUAACAGAUAACAUAAUGUGGCCCAAUGGCAUCACCCUAGACAUGGUCAACCAGCGUCUGUACUGGGUGGACUCCAAGAUGCACACUCUGUCUAGCAUUGAUGUGAACGGAGGGACACGACACAGUCUCAUUUUCAGCGAGGAAAAGCUCUCCCACCCCCUCUCUCUGACUGUGUUUGAGGAGAAAGUGUUUUGGACAGACAUGAGCAACAACGCUGUUUUUAGUGCCAACCGCCUGACAGGAAAGGACAUCACCAAGCUAGCAACUGACCUGGACCAGCCAGAGGACAUCAUACUGUACCACAACCUCAAGCAGCCAAUCGGUACAAACUGGUGCAGAGAGAGUAACAGUAUAAAUGGGGGUUGUGCAUUUCUGUGCCUCCCUGCCCCUCUGAUCAACCAACACUCUCCUAAAUUCACCUGCACCUGUCCUGACAACAUGACCAUGGGACCUGACAUGAGGAAAUGUGUGACACCAGCCUCAGUUGCCCCACCUACUGAAACUGGUACACCACUCCCGCCCAAAACUCCCACCGAGCCUACUACACCCAGGCAGCCUGUCCCUACCACUACAACAGCUGCAACUACAACUACCACCAGAGCUACCAAUAAACCAACAACUAUCGCGUCUAGCCAACUGACACAGAGCACACAGCAGCCUGCCGCCACUGCUCAAGGUAACAGAUUGGCAGCCCUGCCCGAAGAAGCCCCUUCAUCCCACCCUGUCGCUCUCUACAUCGUGUUGCCAAUAUUGGUCAUGUCCCUGCUGGUCUUUGGAGCAGUGCUGCUAUGGAGACACUGGCGUCUGAAGAACACCAACACCAUCCACUUUGACAAUCCUGUGUACCAGAAAACCACCGAGGAUGAGCUCCACAUCUACAGGAACAGCUCUGACGGCUACGUUUAUCCUCAGAGGCAAAUGCUGAGCAUGGAGGACAUGGACGUUGCAUGACCCAAAGAUGAAGAAGACACUAGCUUUAUUUGAAGUGAUUUUUUUGUUUUUAUGCAAACGUGAAGUAACAAAGGCCUUUUUUUUCUACUGCUGCUGCUUAACAGGCCCUUCCCUCCCCCCGGUGAGCUCAUUUUGUGGCUUAUGUUUCUGACCUCAGCACUGUGCCGUCCAAGUUUGAAGAAAGAAGUGAAAUUUAUUUAUUAAAUUUUUUUUUUUAUACUUUAGUAUGACAAAAUAGAGCAAACUACAGGAAGCCAUUUAGUCAGACAAAAUAGUUUCAAAAUAAAGGACUAAUGCACAGUUUCAGAUGAUGAUGUUAAUCCCAGAGCCCUGACUCUUUUGAAGCUAUCUGAAAAUUGUCUAUCUAAGCAUCCUGUUAUUUAACAUGUAUAGAUGUUUGCUUACUUUGCCACCAAUACAUGGCCUCAGUAUGUUGAUUACCUAAAUACACAUAACACAAGUCACAAGUUCUGUAACUUUAACUUGGAAAGCCUGACCUAUAUUGUCUUAAGACUCAUGUGUGCCUUCCAUACACACUCUGGAUAUUUAGUAAAGUUUACUGGAUGUACAUAAAUGCCUUACUGACCCCACUACCUUCCAAAGCAGUUUCUGUGGUAGUUAAUGCCAUAGUGCUUUAGCCCCAGGCAGUGAUGGCCUUCAUAAUUAUACUACGACCUUCUCUUCUCCUGGGUACAGAGUUGCAGGUUUUGUUGGCUUCCAUAUCAGAGGCAUUUGCCUUUACUAUCAUUCGUGUUAAGUCACAUUUAAAUCAGAACUCUUAUGUUAUUUUUAUUUUCCUUUUUUGACCCAUAUUCAAAGAUGGUAUCUGACUGUGGAGAGUCACAGAUGGUUUACAUUGUAAAAAGCUGCUGAGUUUUUUGAAGUCAACCAAAAUGAAGAAAUGUUUUUUUUUUUUUUAAAUGAAGAUAGUUAAUUAAAAGUUAUUGUAGGUGAUUACUUAUUAUACCAAUGUAAAUAGUUUCUGUAAGUAUUUUGGAAAAAUCUCUUUAAGUUCACUUUGGUGUUGCCUUUUUACAUUUGUAAAUUUUAAUCAAGAAAUAUUGUAAAUAUGUAAGAGAUUCUUUUAUUUAUUUAUGGAAAUAUAUGCGAGAAGGUUUUUGAUUGUUGUCAUCUGGCUGUAAAUACAGUAAUAAUAUAAAUAGCACCUACCAGGGUGAAUUGUUUUGGUUUCAGCAAAGCCAGUCUAACCUUUCCAUUGUACACCUGUUGUUUAACUUAUGUUCAAUCAAACACCUGCUCAGUUUUGUGUGUGCAACACCCUGUAUGAGACACUGCUACAGAGUAGUCCUUGUCAUUUACAUGUUACAGAGAAAUGCUGAAGGAGCUCUCUUUGUUCCUUACACCAUUGUUUGUUUCUUUUUCAGUGACAAAUCACGUAAUUUAUUUUGCUUCUGCCUUUCUGUUACUAUGACUUUUUGUUUUCACUGUGAGAUUAAAGCACACACUGUAAUGUGCAAAGCACGAUGUUCUCCGUCACAGCAAAAUGUAUGUAUGAACAAGGAUUGAUGCACAACAGCUUGCAUAUUAAUGUACAUUGCUUUUUUUUAAGUUUUGGUUGUAUUGGUCUUUUUUAAAUAAAAGAAAAAAACACUUUAA
Messenger RNA from Siniperca chuatsi (mandarin fish), 4459 nucleotides. RefSeq names its product low density lipoprotein receptor b (gene ldlrb). NCBI's taxonomy places the organism in Eukaryota, Metazoa, Chordata, Actinopteri, Centrarchiformes, Sinipercidae. Gene Ontology annotation, molecular function: protein binding; calcium ion binding. The coding region runs from base 206 to 2842 and encodes 878 amino acids. The transcript has 18 exons. The record is from RefSeq and is a predicted model, not a curated record.